AAACAACUGCUUCCUAAAAAUGGAGUUCUUAAUGACCCAGAAGCCGGGCCAAGCUAUGUAAGGUAUCCAGGGUUUGGUCUCCCAGCUUCUCCUGUCUGUCUUUUUGCCUUUGUCUUCCAACCAGGGUUGCUAGUUUGCUUCUCAGUGACCUCAAUCUAUCUAGACGGAUUCAUAGGGAAAGCUGAGGUGGCAGGAGGGUAGCAGAUCAAGCUGGCACCCCGAGAGCUGGACCUCCGCAGGCUCUGGAAUUCCUCCUCCUUCCCCCAAGAUAAACAAGAAACACCCCGAGAUGAAAACAGCUUGCUGGCUCCUGGCAGUUUUUUACGUGCUCACUUGCUGCAGGGCAGAAGAAGGACUGGAAUUCCCUACCUACGAUGGGAAAGAUCGGGUGAUUGACCUGAGCGAGAAAAACUACAAGCAGGCCUUCAAGAAGUAUGACAUGGUCGGCGUGCUCCUUCAUGAGCCUGUGGCAUCCGACAAAAUUUCGCAGAGGCGUUUUCAAAUGACUGAGAUGGUGCUGGAGGUAAGUGUGGGUUGCAUGUCACGGUCACACUCGGCACCUUGGCAGGGGGGACACACCAAAUUGGGGACCUCUAAAGAGGCCUUUGAAAUAUGCUUGAGUGUAGAUUUGCACCUAAAUCUUAACUUUUCCGGUCUGGAAGGCUUGUGCCAAUGAACCUCCUCAAAGCUGUCAAUGUUUCUGUGGGGCAAGGGCGCUGCCUCUGAGUUGCAGUAAGUGGGGAACAUCAGAGCAAUUCAACAAGAUCACAAAUGCAAGCUUGAUAGGCUUUCAUCCACUAGCCAAACUCUCGGAAUGAAUUUCCCAGUCACUUAUGUUUAAUCCAAGUGUUUCUUCCAUCUGCAUUCUGGUAUCAAAGCCAUUGUUCUGCCCCUGUCAGGAAUCCGACCCAAGCAAGCCUCUGCUAAAUCAAGCUGAAAAAAAUAUUCCAUCACUUAGAAAGCCUCAGUCUGUGCUAGACGCUGGUUUGUUCUCUGCUGCCUGCUUUCAGAUCUCUUCACCGUUUGCUGUUCAUGUUUAUUUAUUGUCAAAACCUAUUUCUGAGCCAAGAAUGUGUUUAAUGCUCUGGUGGUGAGAAGGUUCCACUAUCAGGGAGCAAAACAAAAUGCUAUACUGGCUGCCAGAGGAAUCCUAUAAGUACAGUCAUACCUCGGGUUACAGAUGCUUCAGGUUGUGUGUUUUCGGGUUGCGCACCGGAACGGGUUACUUCCAGGUUUUGGCACUCAUGCAUGCGCAGAAGUGCUAAAUCGCGCUUUGUGCAUGUGCAAAAGUGCUGAAUCGCAACCCUCGUGUGCGCAGACGCGGCGCUGCGGUUGCAAAUGCUGCUGGUUGUGAAUGUGCCUCCCGCACGGAUCACAUUUGCAAGCCGAGCGUCCACUGUAAAACAUGUAAAGGACCGCAAGGCAUAGUGGAGGGAUACCUUUUGGCAAUCUGAUUCUCCUGAAAUUGCCAAGCUAAGAAUAUUAGUUGGGAGAAAGAGAUGCAACAGCUCCUUCUUACAGAGAAGCCGUCCUACAUUGCCCUGUUCCCAGCUAAAAUUCCUACUGUGGCCUCCUCCUAGUGCUGCGUCUUGUGAACUUCUGUGGGUGUCUCAAAGCAAGGCAACUGUAUGAUAUGAGAAGGAAGGAAGUCUUCUCCUAGCCUGUUCCCCUACUAAUCACAGGUAGAGCAAAUUCAUGUUGACAGUGGCAACUUUUAGCAUCUCCCACCUGCUGCAACCAGGACAUCUUCCUGCCACGGCUGCAUGUUGCCUUCAUGUCCACGCAGAUGCCUUUGCAGGCUUGCAUGCCAGAAAGGAGCUGCAUCCUCUCCCCUCAGAGAUUUAAUCGCAGGGGAACGAGAGCCCUGGCACAUCCCCAAAGAGAUCACAUUGCCAAACCUUUUAAUACGGCAACCCAAUAGGCAAAAAUAGGGGGCCAAGAAACAUGGCAGAGACAGGGGCCGAAACACAGAGAGAGCUGGGAAAUUUGUUCACGGAAAUAGUUAUGGCGAAGGGACUUGAGUGUGCCACAGUGUUGCUAGCAGUGGAGAGACUUGUUUGACGAAUUGUAGCAAAUUGUUUCCGUAAAGAGGGUUGAGGAAUCAGCCCAUGGUGCAUCUUAACCAGCGAAAGACAGACUGUGGGCUUAUCCACAUUUGCCUUUCCCUGCUGUUUCCAGGCAUAGUCUGAGCACCCUUGUUUUCGCUCUGGAGCUUUCUGAACGAAAACCUGCCCUUUAAAGCUCUGUCCCAUUCUAAGGGAUGCUCCAUUCUUGGCUCACAGGGCUACUUUUCGACAUUGUGUUGUUCUUUUUUUGAAGCAGGUUCUUGGGUGGCCUUUGUGCAAUUACAGGUCUUGCUAGGCCUGGCAAUCAGUCCGUGGCAUCAACAUCAUCAUCAUCAUCAUACCCCGCUCAUAUGGCUGAGUUACUCCAGCCACUCUGGGUGGCUCCCAAUUAAAAAUACAAUAAAACAUUAAACAUUAAAAACUUCCCUAAACAGGGCUGCCUUCAGAUGUCUUCUAAAAGUGAGAUAGUUGUUUAUUUCCUUGACAUCUGAUGGGAGGGUGUUCCACGUGGUGGGUGCCACUACCGAAAAGGCCCUCUGCCUGGUUCCACUUCUCACAGGGAGGGAACCGCCAGAAGGCCCUCAGAGCUGGACCUCAGUGUCCGGGCUGAAUGAUGGGGGUGGAGACGCUCCUUCAGGUAUACUUCAGGUAUAAUGAGAACAACUGAGGAGAUUGGAAGACCAGCAUCUGUUGGAUGAGGGUGUGCUAAGGCAGAGGGAACAGAUUUCCUUGGGCUCACUAGCAAGCUUGACCCAGAUGCCAGCAGUGCCAGAUUUAGGAUGGUGCGUGUGGUUCACCUGCACAAGGCACCGAGCCAAAUGGGCAUAAAAUUGAGACGAUUGAUAAUUGAGAAGAUGGAUUUGGGGGUGCCAAAUGUUGACCUAGUGCAGGGCGCCAUAUUACGAAAGAUUACCGACGUCUGCCCCUGAUGCCAGCGUAGAUCACUCUGAUUUGACCCGCUCUAGGCAAAUGGUGUGAAGAGCAGAGCAAAGCUUUCCUCAAUUCAUUCCUUUGGCCAAAUCUGGGUACAGACUACAAACUGACUCUGCCCUGACAUCCUUCAUGUCAGGGCUCAUCCACACUUGCCUUUCCUCUGCAAAUUCCAGGCACAAUCCGCACUUCAAAGCUCUGUGUCCAAGCACCCUUUUAUUUUGCUCCAGAGCUUUCCCUAUGAAAACUGGCUCUUUAGCGCUCAUUCGGAGCAAACAUCAAUCCAUAGAAAACCCAAAUUGAUGUUUGCUCUGAUUGAGUGCUAAAGAGUGUUUUGGUUUUGGUUUUUGGCAGGGAAAGCUCCGGGGCAUCUCCACCCGCCCAAAAAAAAAACCCACACUUGGACGUGGCUCUUUUAAAUGCAUAUCUGCACCUGGAAAGAGCAAGGCAAAAAGUAAGUAAGGGUGGAUAAGUCCUGUGUUCCUGUAUUGGGUGGAGAGGAAAAGAAGUCCCUUUCUUCCUACCCAGCACACAAAAUGCAAGCAGAGAAAAACAGGAAAGGAGUGGCUUCACCCAUUUGUGAUCUGACCCACAGCUGGCUUCUGCCCCACCCACCCACAGUAUGUGGCCCCCACCAGAUUACCCACCAAGGCCUUCAGCAUAGAAUAAGUUUCCCAUCUCAGUUUUGAGAUGAUAGGUUAUGGGGUGAGGGGUGGAGAGAGAGAGAGAGAGAGAGAGAGAGAGGCACAUCUUUGACUUUCCCCCCAUUUCCAGGGAGGCAGACAUGUCUGUUAAAUCUCCCUCGGAGAGUAUCUUCUCCAGUUACCUCACCAACAGGAGAGAGGUUUCUCUGCUCAUGCUCCAGGAAUUCAGUUUACAGGCAUCUGGGACACACAAUGGUGGGCUGAUCUGCACACUGCCUCACAAAAGGUUUCAUAUAGUCUUACUAGGUCAUAUUUUUAGCUGGGCUGGGUGUUCCUAAUUUUAGUGACCUUAAGCGAAAGGCAUCCUGCAGCCCUGUGAACCUAGGGUGAGGCCAUGCUGAACUCCAGAACUUAUUCCUACGCCCUGUUACAAGUCUGGUAAAAGAAACAAAUUGGAUGGGUUGCAGAAAUUGCAGUCUUUCCGAUUUCGGUUUCUCGCUGGGAUUUGCAACUGGUACAGGAUUUUUGGCUAGGGCUGCAAUCUUUUGCACAUGGUUGCGGGAUGCAGUUCCAUUAAACUCAGCAGAGCAUUGUUGUUUAGUCGUUCAGUCGUGUCCUACUCUUUGUGACCCCUGGACCAGAGCAUGCCAGGCACUCCUGUCUUCCACUGCCUCCUGCAUUUUGGUCAAACUCAUGUUAGGAGCUUUGAGAACACUGUCCAACCAUCUCAUCCUCUGUCAUCCCCUUCUCCUUGUGCCCUCCAUCUUUCCCAACAUCAGGGUCUUAUCCAGGGAGUCUUCUCUUCUCAUGAGGUGGCCACAAUAUUGGCGCCUCUGCUUCAGGUCCUUCCAGUGAGCACAGCAGGGCAUACUUUUGAGUAAACGUGCAUAGGAUCAUGCUACCUAUAUGACGCAGGCAGAGUGGUGCAUCAGAUACGUAGAGUUUAGUAUAAACUACCUUCCACUGACCUCCUAAUCUCAUUGGACAUUCCAUUGCUCUCAGAAGACAAUGGAGGAGUGGGUCUUUGGGAAUGAAGUCAAACUAUUGGAAGGUUGCAUUGCCUGCUGUGUCUGUAGAGACCAAUACAGGAGAGGCAUGUUUUGCUGGACUUAGGAUAUCAUCAUUUCAACGGACACUGCAUUAGGCACAACCAACCACACAUUCUGUUUUAUAUCCUUUCCUCACAUAAUUCCUAAUUUUCAUGUCAGAACGCAUAAGGAGAGAUUCCGUUGCAUGCGAUAUGCAUGUAACUUUCCAAGCUAACCAAUUGCCACCUUCCCCAGUUGCUGGGACUUCAAAGCACACCAACGGACUGCUCAAAAUCCAUUUUGCAAAUAGCCCACACCGCUCUUCCAAGUUGUGCCUGCAAAUUAAUAGCCUAAUUCUCCUCGGAAAGAGCUCUCAGAUUAAACCUGGCUGCGCUGCCCUUGCUUCUAACAUUACAACAAAAGCCUGAACUGCUGUCAGUGAGCGCCAUGAGCAGAUUUAGUGGUAGACCCCCCCCCAAGAGGCUUCCAGCUGGCCGUUGUUAUCUUCUUCAGCCUCCUGGUGCUUUCAGAGCACACUUGGGCUUGGGCUAUUUAUAACAAAGAUUUAGGGCACGCUGCACUUUCACAAGAGCCAUGCUAUUGUAUGACAUUUCAGUAAUCCCAAAGAGAAGGAUCUGAUAGAGUGGGGGGCGCAAUACAAGGUGGACAUGGGCAGGGCCUUCUUUAGCAUAUACGCCGCCUUCCUCUUUCUUGUGAGUGGAAAAGUGACCUUGGGUGUUCACAAUCAAUUAAUUGAAAUACAUUCUAAAAUCAAUUCAUUCUAAAAUCAAUUUAGAGUCAAAUUAAUGGCAACCAUUGGGCUAGAGUUCCAUGAGGAUUACCAAAGGCCAAAGGCCUGGUGGAACAGCUCUGUCUUGCAGGCCCUGCGGAAAGAUGUCAAGUCCCGCAGGGCCCUGGUCACUUGUGACAGAGCGUUCCACCAGAUCGGGGCCACGGCCAAAAAAGCCCUGGCUCUGGUUGACAAAAUAUCUUUUUUUUCUUUAAUUGAUUGCAAGGAAAACACUUGAAACCAAGUGUUGCCAAACAAGGGAGCCGAUGGACAGCAGAGGAGCAAAAGAGAGACAGGCCUUUCUGGUGAAAUUCAGCAGGGCUUGACUUUUGUUUUUCUCCUCUGCCUCAUUGCCUGACCUGAAUGCUUCCAUUCCAGGCAGAGGUGUGUCACUUGAACACAAUGGAAAGGUGAAAGCAAGCUGUCAGGCAAACCCCUUUCCGGGAGCUGCCACUUUGGGAAUGUGUCUUGGCAUGUGCUAAGACAGCAAGUCCUGAGUUUAUGCUCAGACUUCCCGGGUGUUGUGCUUAAUGUGGGCGGAAUUUUAAAAAUCGGCCUAUCUGCCUGCAAGUGUGGCCCUUUGCCAAUUUUGCAAGGCCAGUUGCCAUGUUCAAAUGCUGAUGCAUUGAAGGGGGGAUAUGUUGUACAUGUGUCACCAAAAGAAGAAGCCUUUCCAGGCUCUUGGGCCUGGAGUUGCAGGCUGCUGAGUUGCCUUGCACGCCAGUAACAGAGGAGAAAUAGCAAGAGAACAGAUUCCAACUGCAGGAGCAAAAGAGAGGUUUGAGUUUACCACAAUACAAGGAUCAGUUAGUAGAUUUACCUGUUGUAAAAAUUACAGUUUUGAAGUGUAGGUGGGUUGCCACAAGGCAAGACACAGUCAUAACAGCAAGAACCAUUUUUGAACUAACAGAACUGGACAACAAAGGCAAAACAACUGCUUAUAUACAUUUCUGAAGGCCUGGGCCACUCCCACUCCCAAUGUGAUUGGCUGUCUGAACUUCCAAGCUUCGAAUCACAACUCAGAGUUUAAGGGCCAAUGGCAGAGGCCCAAAUCCUGAAAUGUUCUGUGAUUGGAUAUCAUGUAUUGAAUCAGAACACAGGAGUUCAGAAUCCUUAGUCCAGACUCAAGCUCAGGCAAACACAGACCACUGAAUACAUAACAAACUUCAUAAUAUAUGUGGAACUUUUUAAAUUCUUGAAACACUUUUUAAAUGCCGAGUAAGGGCUUGUCCACGUUGGAGUUUAAUGUGGAUUAAAAUCUGCCUGUGGGCUUAUGCAUAUUACUUUUCUUCUGCUCUUUCCAGGCAAGGUCUGUGUCAAACACUUUUUUUCUUGCCCUGGAGCUUUCCCCCAUGAAAACUCACACCUUAAAGCUCAAACAGAGCAAACCCGAAUCCGUGGGAAACCCGAAUUGAUGUUUGUUCCGAUCCAGUGCUAACGAAUGUGCUGUUGUGGGGAAAGCAUGGAGCAAAAGUAAAGACCCUGGGACACAGAGCUUUUAAGUGUGGACAUGUGCCUGGAAAAAGCAGGGCAAAAGGUGAAUGUGAAUAAUCCCUAAGUCUCCAUUUAUGGGGCUUUGUCUACAUAACAUCACUCUCAAUCAACAAUCUUUCUUUUUUUUUUUACUGGAUUCACAGAUAAUCAAAACAACAACACGGGGGGAGCGGGAUGUGUUCAAAUUGCAUCAGUGUCGGGAUCAGAUGAUAUGCACUUAUUUUUUUCCUCUGGGUAGAUCUGGUGAUUUCUUUCCAACUCUUCUUUCCGUGACCUCUACUUCCGUUUUGUCUCACAUCUCUUUUGUGGCAGUUGUGUAUACUUCCCACAACGGAGCAGACAUGGUGUGGAUGUGAAAGUCCAAAUUUGUGCUGAAGGUAGGGUUGCCAUGUGUCCUCUUUUUCCAGGACACGUCCUCUUUUUCCAUUUGAGACAAAUUCCAUUUAUUUGCUUUGAAUGGCCCUCACAGCAUCCUCUUUUUUUGCUCUUUAAAUAUGGCAACCCCACUGAAAGGCUCAAUUGCAAAUGUGCACAAAUCAGAAUCGCUGAGAUCAAAUUCAAACUGAAAAUCUGUGGGUUCUCAGUGGGAUCAACAUGUCCUGUUGAUGACCCCAAUUGUUACACUGAACCAAAGAGGUGGAGUCUGGCAAAGGGUGUCCAGAUACAAAGGAGAGUAAGGGGCCCUAUACCUUCAGCAGAUAUGCAGAAUUUCAGCAAGUGCAAAGGUGAGAAAAGCUUAGCUGCAAAUUUUCUCCUUCUGCAGAAAAAUGAAAGUUACACAAGCUCCACUUCGUAACCCUCGCAGGUCAUGUCAGCUGCAAAGCACAGGUUAUUGGGCAUUGACAGGGUCCCUGGUUCCCAUUUUAUUUCAACCCAUAUUAUACCAAGCCUUCCCAGCUGGAUAAGAAAAACAUUUUAAUGGUGCUUUCGAUGUGUAUUUAUAUUGUUUUAAAGGCUAUUUUAGCUGUUUUUAUUGCAUGAUUGUAAAUUACCUUGAAUCUUAUACGAAAGGCGAUUCGUCAAUUAAUAAAACCAUAAUAAUACCUCUAGCAUUAUUUUGGAUAUCAUUUGGAUAUUUCCACCUAUUAUAUUAAAACUUCACUAGAGAUCUUGGAACCAAAUUAGGUAGUUUUCAGGUAGAAUUUGCUCAAAAUGCCUCAAACACAAUAAAACACUGGGAACUAUGUUGAAAAUAUAAAACGGGGUAUAGAAUAUCAAAGGGACACUAUUAUAAAGCAUCAAUAACCCCUCAGUUCUGGGUCUGGGGAAAAAGCAAUUUGGGUGUCACCUUGCCUCAAAACAGGAAAAUGCAGAAAAGAGGGGAAUUAUGAGAACCAUGGGGAAAGGGCUAAAAAGAUCUGACAGCAAGAACAAGUUUGCUUAUGUAGUGAAAGCAUGUUUACCCCAUUCUUCAUCUGGCUCUCAGGGCAGCUCAUGGAAGAUCAAUAAGAAGCCCGACUGUCUCUGCCCUCAGGUUUAAUCUGCAAGACACAAUGGAAAAGGGAUGAGGAGGACAGAAGAAAACAAGCAAACUCAGGCAAUAGUUCUUAGAAUUGCAGACUUCUUAUAAAUGGGCAGCUUUAAUGGAAACAACUGAAGGAGAAGAGAAGCCCAAUAAAACUGACCUCUCAACAUAGCCAGUGUUUCCCCUCAUUCCCUCUGUAACCCAUGGCAAGUUGGUCAGGCCACUAAGAGUAUAUCAAAAUUGAAAGGUGAGGGAAUCACUCCCUUGCAUUGCCCUGUACUUAGAACUUCUACAUACCCUCCAACACUUCUCCAAUGAAAAUAGGUAUGUCCUAUUCUAUUAUUAUUAUUAUUAUUAUUAUUAUUAUUAUUAUAUCCCGCCCAACGGAGACGCGAACCCGGUUCCCCAGAUUACGAGUCCACCGCUCUUAACCACUACACCACACUGGCUCUCAAAAUGGCUGGCUCUGUCUUCUGCUCCAUCAAAUGUUAUCUGUGGGAUACUGGCCUGAGGAAGUUUGGACUGACAACCUUGUCUGUGUUUUCCUUCAGCUCGCUGCACAGGUCCUAGAAGAGAAAGGCAUUGGUUUUGGAUUAGUGGAUUCCAAGAAAGAUGCCAAACUUGCCAAAAAGCUGGGUAAGUGUGAUCUGUUUAUAAUGCUGAAGAUAAUCAUGAGUGAAUGUUGAGGGGAUUCCAGUGUCACAUAUCCAAUGACCAAAGUCAAAUUACGAUUCGCAAAGCAGCCAAUGUUCUGCUGGGUUUUUACACAUUACCGCCAGCGCCUAGGCUUCCCUUGCCAGGGCCCUGAUCCAACAAGAUGCACUGCAGCGGCCAUCUGGCCUCAGGCUGGCUGCAAUGAGGCCCUUGCCCAAAUUUCACUCUAGAGUAGUUGAUGAAUUCAGUCUUUCAUAUGCAGUUGUUCCAAUGAUACCAGCGUGAACGAAACAGCCCUUGACAACAAUGAUAUGACUACACUGGAGCAAAGUUAAAGCUGCUGUACUUCUGUGGUAGUUUAUAAGGACUGUGCGGGUACUUAAAAAUAGCUACGGCACUCAAAGGUGAGAGCCGCCAAUAGCAGGGGGCAAAGCCUGAAGGAGGAACAGAAAGUGAUGGAGAGGAGGCAGAAGACAGAGAUUGUUGGAAAGGCUUGGAGUAGGACCUGUAAGAAACUACCAUAUUUUUUGCUCCAUAAGACACACUUUUUUCUUCCUAAAAAGUAAGGGGAAAUGUCUGUGCGUCUUAUGGAGCGAAUGCGUGGUCCCUGGAGCCGAAUUGCCCAGGCGUGAAAAGCAGAUCACGCUCUUUUUUUUUGAAAGAGGGAAGGGGGUGUUGAAACAAAGCCGCUGAUUGGCAAGCGAUCGGGAGGGAGAUAAGGCUGCCAGUCGAGCAUGUGUCUCUUCCAGGGUCCUACUCGAGUGUAGGACAAGCUCCUGACAGUUUCUUUUUUUUUAUGAUAUUUAUUAAAAUUUCAGAAAAAAGAAUUACAUAAAAACAAGAAAAACAAAAAUAAAAGACAAAAGUAAAAAUACAAGAAAAAUACAAAAUACAGAAUACAGAAUAAAAGAAUGAAAACACUUAAAAAGGAAAAAAUAGAUCAAUCUUUCCAUGCCUUACAUUCAUAUCCUUGUUUCCCUGACCUCCUCAUACCUCCCUUUUUUGUAUUCCAAUUCAAUUAGUUAAUUCAACAAUUUCUUUCCCUCUUUAUUUUCUCUUAAUCCUUUAACUUAAUAUAGUAUAACUUUAAAUUUUCACCUGUUAUCAAUCCAUUUUUACAUACACCUUUAUAGCAUUACUGCUUAAACCACUUAACUUCAUUCUAACAUCAUUCUAACAUUCAUUAAUUUUACAAUAUUUCUGUAGAUAGUCUUUAAAUUUCUUCCAAUCUUCUUUCACCAACUCUUCUCCCUGGUCUCGGAUUCUGCCAGUCAUUUCCGCCAAUUCCAUGUAGUCCAUCACCUUCAUCUGCCAUUCUUCCAGAGUGGGUAGGUCUUGUAUCUUCCAAUACUUUGCAAUAAGUAUUCUUGCUGCUGUUGUGGCAUACAUAAAGAAAGUUCUAUCCUUCUUUAACACCAAUUGGCCAACCAUGCCCAGGAGAAAGGCCUCUGGUUUCUUCAAGAAGGUAUAUUUAAAUACCUUUUUCAAUUCAUUAUAGAUCAUCUCCCAGAAAGCCUUAAUCCUUGGGCACGUCCACCAUAGGUGAAAGAAUGUACCUUCAGUUUCUUUACAUUUCCAACAUUUAUUAUCGGGCAGAUGAUAGUUUUUUGCAAGCUUGACUGGUGUCAUGUACCACCUGUAUAUCAUUUUCAUAAUAUUCUCUCUUAAGGCAUUGCAUACCUUCAUACCUGUGGUCCAUAACUGUUCCCAGUCAGCCAUCAUUAUGUUAUGUCCAACAUCUUGUGCCCAUUUAAUCAUAGCAGAUUUCACCGUUUCAUCCUGAGUAUUCCAUUUCAACAGCGAGUUAUACAUCUUUGACAAAAUCUUAGUUUUGGGUUCUAACAGUUCUGUUUCUAAUUUUGAUUUUUCCACCUGGAAGCCAAUUUUCUUGUCCAAAUUAUAUGCCUCCAUUAUCUGAUAAUAAUGAAGCCAGUCUCGCACUUUGUUUUUUAAUUUCUCAAAACUCUGCAGUUUCAGUCUAUCUCCAUCUUGUUCCAAAAUUUCCCAAUAUUUCGGCCAUUUGACCUCCAUAUUGAGCUUUUUCUGAGCUUUCGCUUCCAUCGGUGACAGCCACCUUGGGGUUUUGCUUUCCAAUAAAUCCUUAUAUCUUAUCCAAACAUUGAACAAUGCUUUCCUGACAAUAUGGUUUUUAAAUGCUUUAUGUGCUUUGACCUUAUCAUACCACAGAUAUGCAUGCCAUCCAAAUACAUUGUUAAAACCUUCUAAAUCCAAAAUGUCUGUGUUUUCAAGAAGCAGCCAUUCUUUCAACCAGCAAAAAGCUGCUGAUUCAUAGUAAAGUUUAAAGUCUGGCAGGGCAAAUCCACCUCUUUCCUUUACAUCUGUUAGUAUUUUAUAUUUUAUUCUAGGCUUCUUGCCCUGAAGCUCCUGACAGUUUCAUUGCACAAGUGGAAAUCCUUGUGCUGAUAGAACGAGAUAGCUUCAUACUGCCCAGAGAUGUUUUAUUGUCUAGCAAGAGGGAAAGGACCAGGAGGAACUGAGUGCAACACUCUGAAAUAUUUAAACAGUUAAAAGGAAUAUUUGCUGUAUACUGUGACCCUGGAGAAAAUGGAGCUGUUGGAGGGUAUGUGUCAAGGCUGAAUCUGAAUCUUUUCAACUCCAGUCUCAGGACUGAGGGCUCAUCCAAACUUUUGUUUGUCCUAUGAUUUAUUUUGCCGGGCAGAGCAGCAGGAGAAGAAAAGAACAUAGAAGUCACAGGACAAAUAGGAGAAAUUGUGGGACAAAUGGCAGUGUGGAUGAGCCCUGACUGUCCUUUGUUCUGUUUCAGAUGCAGAUAUUGCUGGCACCGCCUCCAGCCAAGGAAGGCUGUUCACCUUCCAGAAUGGUCUCCAGCUAACAUCACACAGCAGAUUCUUAAUAGACCCAGUGUGACCAUUUUAGCAGGCUCUUUUUCUACAUAAUCCAGUUUUACAGCUAUAAAAUCACAGGGCUGGAAGGAACCUCACCAGCCCAUUUAGUCUAACUGCAAAGUCGUUGCUCUCUCUGUAUGCCCUUUCUCCAGGUCUGGAUGAAGAAGGGAGCCUGUACAUCUUUAAGGAGGAUCACAUCAUCGAGUUUGAUGGGCAAAUGGCUGCAGACGUCUUGGUUGAAUUCCUCCUAGAUGUAAGUACAAACAAAACCAGAACUGGCCCAAUAAAUUCUCCCACAUUUAUAGUUGAAAUAAUGUAUUGGUGUUAGUGCUCUUUGCAACUUAUGUGGUACCUUAUUCUUGGUCUCCGGGCAAAUGUAAUAUAUAAGCCAUAAAUUGCGAAUGGAAACACGCUUUGUCUAAAAAGGACUGUUCUCAACGCUGUCUCCUUUUUUCUCCAAUACUGUUCAAGUGGAAAUUUAGAACUCUUGUUUUGUUCCAAGCAUGACCACUACCCAAGACUGCAAUCCUAUGCACAUUUAAUUGGGAGUAAACUUCACUAUAUAUCAUAGGACUUAUUUUUGAAUAGUUGUGCAUUAGAUUGGACUGCAUGGCCACCAAUUGUAACACUAGAAAGUUAGCCCACACACGGUUACUCCUGAGUGAACUUGUUUAGGAUUAUGAUGCAAUAAUACCUGUUAUUUCUGACAUAUUCCCUAAAUGCUGAUUCUGAAGAUUUUAACAUGCAGACAAUGCCAUUGAAUCAGCUCUUGUACAGCCGCAUCCUCAGUACCUAGUUUGUAUACAGCAAUCUUCCCUGAUCUGUUUUGGACUAUAACGCCCAUCACUCCAAGCCAGCAUAACUGGCCAGACAGAUGGGCAUUAUAGUCUAAAAUAUCUGGCCAGUACUCAGUACUAUGGAGCUGAGUGAAUAAUCCCAGAUGGCAUAUAGAGAAAUAGUCCCACUUGAUGAGACACUUUUUACUACAAAAGUUACAUUAGUAAAAGAAAACAGCAUUUUGAAUGCAUUACAAACAUGCAACACCAGAUGGCGCUGGAGAGCAAAAAUAAAACAACUAUGUUAUUUUCCAUAGUUUUUCCCCCUUUUGUUGUAAUGAUUUAAUUUCUGACUUAUUUAUAGCGUGUUUUUCCCCCUGUUUGUAGAUCCACCCUUUGUUUCAUAUCAGGCAGUAAGCACCCCAUUUACAUUGCUAAUAAGUUGUUCUUGACCAAAUUCUUUCUUCAUGGCAGCUGAUGGAAGACCCAGUAGAGAUCAUCAACAGCAAAUUGGAGCUGCAGGCCUUUGACCACAUGGAAGAAGAGACCAAACUCAUUGGCUACUUCAAAGGAGAAGACUCAGAACGUAGGUUUGGUCGGGGGAUUCAUAGAUCUUGGCGGAUUCUGAAGGGGUCUAAGAAGGUCAACGUUUCCCAUCCAAAUUCUGCAGCAAGAUAGACAGACUUGCUUAAGGGAGCUCUGUCCGCCUUGCUACUGAAUUGGUCUUGUGAUACAAUUCCCGUGUUCUGUUCAGCAUGUUAACGGAAAACCAAAAUAGGUCACGAAAUGUGUGCAGUGGAGAUGGAAUGCAAGGGGGUGGGUGGUGCCCUUGCUCCCAUCCUCAGCACAUCCAAAAGUCUGAGCAGAUCCUAAGCGUGCAGGCUUACACACAGAAGGAAAGUUUCUCAUCCCCUCCUGCCUCCGCAGACGCCUGCAUCCCUCAAGAAGACAUCCCAGAAGGAUGGGGUCCUCCUGAAGAAUGGGGGAUGGAGUGCAGGGCAGGGGCUGUCCUUACAUGAACUUCCUUAACCAUUCUUAGUCUCCAAGCUUAAUUUGGGGUGAUUAGAGCCACCCCCUCUGUAUAAGUGGCCCCUUGUGCCCCUUUAUACGUUUUUCGGGAGAGCGUCUCUCACCCUCUUGAGGCAUUUAACUUUUCAGUUCAAGCCACAGCUGGGCAGCCCUGUUUAGGGAAGUUUUUAAUAUUAUGCUGGGAGCGGGCUAUAAAUAGUAAAUUAUUAUUAUUAUUAUUAUUAUUAAACUUUUCAGUUCAAGCUGCAGGUAGGUUGCCACCUCCAUGAACCUCUCCUAACUACAUAAUAUUUUCACUUUCCCAUUCACUGCAAAAGCUAGAGAGAGAAAACACAUGUGAGCUCUUGCAAAUCCACAACAUGGAUUCCUUAAACUUUGGAGCUGGAUGCAUGUGGUUUUCAAAUGAGAAUAAUGUAGACAAAUAAAUCUCAUUUUAAAGGGUUCUCUGUGCUUUUGAAAAGUGAUAUUUUAACUCAUGUCCCGUUUCAUAUUAUGAGAAUAGCUUGAUUUUGUGUUUCCCCCUCUUUCCCACUUAUUCUGUGAGGAAAGAGGGGCUCUGUAAUGGCAGAAUCAGGCCAGGCUGCAUAGCACAGCAGCAGCAAGGGUGGAAAUGCAGGGUUGGUUUCUAGACUGACUACCAUGGGAGUUAUUUUUGAUCCAGCUUUCAGAAGCUGAUGCCAGUGCAUGUGUUAAUCUUCAUUUAAGAUGACCAAACGGGAAAUAAUCUUCUCCUUCCUUUCUGCUUCUCAGAUUACAAAGCAUUUGAGGAGGCAGCGGAACACUUCCAGCCCUACGUCAAGUUCUUUGCCACCUUUGACAAAGGGGUAAGCAGCUGGAACCCCGCAAAUUCCACAUAAGAGCUGUUAGGAAGGAUUGCAGCAAUAGAGUUUGGAUUUGAUAUCCCGCCUUUCACUCCCCUUCAGGAGUCUCAAAGCAGCUAACAUUCUCCUUUCCCUUCUUCCCCCACAACAAACACUCUGUGAGGUGAGUGGGGCUGAGAGACUUCAGAGAAGUGUGACUGGCCCAAGGUCACCCAGCAGCUGCAGGUGGAGGAGCGGAGACGCGAACCCGGUUCCCCAGAUUAUGAGACUACCGCUCUUAACCACUACACCACACUGGCCUGCAAUGGCUUUUAGCAAUGCUUUUUUUAGCAUUGCUUUUAGCAAUGGCUAAAUCUGGUGGUGGUUAAAUAUGAGUCAUGCCAGGGGUAGGCAACCUAAGGCCUGGAGGCUGGAUGUGGGCCAAUCACCUUCUCAAUCCGGCCAGAGAACGGUCCGGGAAUCAGCAUGUUUUUACAUGAGUAGAAUGUGUGUUUUUAUUUAAAAUGCAUCUGUGGGUUAUUUGUGGGGCACAGGAAUUCGUUCAAUCCCCCCCCAAAAAAUAUAGUUCAGCCCACCACAUGGUCUGAGGGACGGUGGACCGCCCCAUGGCUGAAAAAGGUUGCUGACCCCUAAAUCAUGCAAUACUCCCAUGACAAGCGAGUUUGCCAGUUGUUCACUGCGUCGCUUGCAAGAACUACUGCACAGGGUCCUAGGUGUUGGUGCAAGUGUGUAUGUGUGUGUGUAAAGGAGAAUUCUUGAAUGCCAAGAUUCAAUUUUGGGGCAAGUACUCUUUGGAGAGACAACCUUAGCAGAGGUUUAAAGUCACAAAAUAUGCAGCAAAGUAAUGUGUGGAAACAUAGGCUCUUAGACAUUUUAAAUAUCCCCUACCAAGUAAAUUCCAGAAUGUCCCCUUCAAAAGUUUCUUUCCAAACUUUCCCGUUCCCCCCAGCACAGGAAAAAGACCACGUUUAGUAAACACGUUUAGAGUUUACUUACAAACUCUCCAAAGGUCAGAGUCAUGUGCUUUACCAUACAUCAGUCAGAAAAGUUACAGAGGCAGUAGCACUUAGCUUAGUUACAAAGUGAUGAAAGUUCCUAAAUUAUUGGUAUAGUAACUCAAGAAUGCCUGCCAACCUAGCAGUUCGAAAGCACCCCCGGGUGCAAGUAGAUAAAUAGGGACCGCUUAAUAGCGGGACGGUAAACGGCGUUUCCGUGUGCUGCGCUGGCUCGCCAGAUGCAGCUUGUCACGCUGGCCACGUGACCCGGAAGUGUCUGCGGACAGCGCUGGCCCCCGGCCUCUUAAGUGAGAUGGGCGCACAACCCUAAAGUCGGACACGACUGGCCCGUACGGGCAGGGGUACCUUUACCUUUUAACUCAAGAAUGGCUUAUGAGAGCCGGGUGGUUGAGCUGAUGUCUGUGUUAUCAAAAUUGUUUUGUGAAUUACCGCUGCUGAGAAUGUAAUUAUCAUUAUCUGUAGUUUUCAAAAAUUAAUCUCCCUCUGACCUUACUUUUUACAAUCUCGCACCCUAUCGUAUAUCUGUGUACCUGCAACUCAGGAUAACACUUCAUUCAUCUGAUGAAGUGGGGUGUGGGCCACAGUUUUUCUUGCCAUUUAUAUUGGGACUUGAUACUCAAACCUUGAUGACUUGGAAUGAAAUUCAAAAGAAGAUGAGGAGUGUAUUUGAUUUCUUUUGCAUUUUCUUAGCUUGCUUCUUUUUUAUGUACAGUGUUUCAUAGUUGUUAAGGGGCAUAUAAAGGUCUUGUGUAUUUCUUUAUUCGUGUGAAAUAAUCAUUCACUCCUAUAAUCUGCCCACAUGUAACAGUAUCCUUGCCAUCCGAGUUUCCACUUUUCUCAGUUCCCACAUUUUUUAAAGUCAGGUGGAUGGUGACCAGUGAAAUUGUAUUUUUGUUCUGGCAUCUUGGCUGUGGGAUACUGUCCCUAAGGAGACUCACUCAGUGCUGCCGAUCCUGAUGUCUGUUCCGCACCAGAUAAACAUUUUUUAUUGCCUGAUGCUUUUAAUGCUAACUUGUUUUAGAUCUUUUCCUAGCAACUGUGGAUGUUCUUGCUUUAACUUAUUAAUGUUGUUAUUUAUGUUGUUAGCUGCAAGCCGCUUAAAAUAUUUGGACUAGAUGUAAAUUAUCAUAAUAAAGUAUUGUAUAUGCAUAUAGAAAGGGGAUUUUUAAACUGUGCAUGUGGGAUUAAAGAACAAGCAAACGAAAACUGCCAUUCAACCUUGCUAGAUUCAAUUUUGCUUUGUUAGUUUUCAGAAGAGCAUUGCUGAUUCUGAUGAAAGCAGUGUUUUUCUUGUUAUGAAAGUAUGUAGUGCUAUAUUUCUUUGUUGCGGUAUUUUAACUUUCCACAUACUUACAUGUUGAAUAAUUCUAUCAUUCAGAAAGUGGUCAGUGUGAGCUGACAAUAUAUUAGAGAGAAAUGUUUUUCAGCAAAAGAAAUGCCCAUAAUUUACCAGUUUAUUUGCUUGUUUAUAGGUUGCAAAGAAACUGGGCCUGAAGCUAAAUGAGGUGGAUUUCUAUGAGCCUUUUAUGGAUGAACCGGUCCAUGUCCCUGACAAGCCAUAUACAGAAGAAGAACUGGUUGAUUUUGUGAAUGAGCACAGAAGGUAUCAAUCAUGGAACUCAGAAUAGUACCCCUUGUCCUAUAGGGUCAGGGCAUCCCAGUUGCAGUGCAGACCCCCCAAGUGUCCCUAUUUUCCAGGGACCGUCCCAGAUUUACAGAAGCCGUCCUUGUUUCUGAUUUGAUCCUAGAACAUCUCCCUUUUCCUAAGACCAUCCCAAUUUAAACGGAGUAAUGUUGACGGAUAUGGAGUUGUACGACUCCCAAGCCAAGGAGAUUAGUAACACUAUAAACUUUAGAAAACAUCUGAAAGCAGCCCUGUAAUAGUUUUACUGUUUUUAUAGAUGUUGGAAGCUGCCCAGAGUGGCUGGAGCAACCCAGUCAGAUGGGUGGGGUAAUAAUAAUAAUAAUGGAAUAGGACGUCCCUUUUUUCAUCAGAGAAAUGUUGGAGGGUAUGAGUUCAGGUGUCUGUCUUUCCAAUCUGUCUCUCAUCUGAGAGUGGCAAACGUCCUAUUGAAGGCUUGUGUUUUACAGGCCCUGCUUUUGCAGGUCUCUUGAUUAUUGUGGUGUAGUGGUUAAGAGCAGUAGACUCGUAAUCUAGUGAACCGGCUUCGCUUCCCCACUCCUCCACAUGCAGCUGCUGGGUGACCUUGGGCUAGUCACACUUCUCUGAAGUCUCUCAGCCCUACUCACCUCACAGAGUGUUUGUUGUGGGGGAGGAAGGGAAAGGAGAUUGUUGGCCGCUUUGAGACUUCUUUGUUGUUGUUUAGUCGUUUAGUCGUGUCCGACUCUUCGUAACCCCAUGGACCAGAGCACGCCAGCGUAGUGAUAAAGUGGGAUAUCAAAUCCAAAUUCUUCCUCCUCCUCCUCCUCCUCCUCCUCCUCCUCCUCCUCCUCUUCUUCUUCUUCUUCUUCUUCUUCUCCUUCUCCUUCUUACAGCCUGCACAAAAACCUCUUCAUGAGUGAUUUGCAGAUAUUUGGUAACUCAAAAUGGGGGUGUAUCAAUAGACCAGUAAUUUGGAAAUCCUGCAGGGUUUAUUUAUUUGUGAAAAGAACAAUAGAAUGGAGGGUUACUGAGUGGCACACAACAUUAUAAUCUGCAUGGCCAUGUUUGCAUCCGCACACAUACAGUACAUGGAUUGCAAUGAAGAAUUAUUUGCAGCUUGUGUUGCCCAGGGAUGUAGCUAGGAUUUGUGGAGUUAUGGGCCCACCACCUGUGCUUUAGAUCCUUGCCCAUCCUGGCUAAUAAAAGCUGCCAGAGAAGGUCUGGCCACAUAGGUUUGUGUUGUGCCCAAUUUCUCUUUUUAGCAAGGUAUAAUGCCAUCUGGCUUCAAGUAAGAGGAGGUAAGGCCACUUUUUGAAAAGUUGUCGCUGGGCUUGACAGCAUUACACAACUAUUGGUCAGUCUGAAAUAGUUCCUUAGGGGGCAAAGUGUUGCCCAAACAGAAACAGGUGGUGGCGUCUUGGUUCCAGGUUUCCCUAGAUGAAAUUGAUUUCCUAGGCCCAUUUCAAUCUGGCUUCAAGUCUGGUCAUGGAACAGACAUGAACUUUGCUGCCUUAGUAGAUGACUUUCACAGGGAAAGGGAGCGCAUUCCUGUUGAUUCUGCCAAAUUCUUUGGUGGCAUAAAAUACCAUAAAUCCUUCUGGAUGUUGGUGGUCACCAUUGAUGCUAACCCUUUAAACGUAUGCAAAUAGUAGGUGGAUAGAAAAAGAUACAUUUUACUUGCCCAAAAAUGGAAAUCAGAAGAAGUCCUGAUGGAAGAAGAAUGGAUACAAAAAUUUGUGGAAUAUGCAGGAAUGGCGAAACUUAGCAGAAAAAAUAAGAAAUCAAGAUAACAAACUUUUGAUAAAAGAAUGGAAAUGGUUUAUUGAAUAUUUACAAACAAACUGUAAACAGAUAAGAACAUUGGCAGGAUUAUUGUAAUAACCUGCAGUUUUAUAAGAGUUUGCAUUUAAAGUAGAUGAAUAAAUGAUUAAGUUAAUUUGGAAUAUGCAGAAAAUAUUAAAAAAAUUAAUUGAAGGAACCGCAGAAAGAGGGGGAAGGAAGUUGAGUUUCAAAACAUUAAAAUGAUUGUAAAAUUAUUGAAAUACAUAAAAUUGAAAAUCAUAAAUAAAAAUUAUCAGAUAAGGCCUCUCCUCUUCACGGAGGGGAGGUGUUGUGAGCGGGAGCCACUUCCCGCGCUGGCAGGGGGCGUAACUCAGCCCCCUGCGUCUCUGAGUCUUGUGCCCGCGUCACGCUCACCAGCCAGCCUAUAAGGCUGGGUGGGUGCAUGGCUUAGCUGUAUUUGAACGACCACGGGCACACGGACUCUCCCUUCUUGUUCCUGGCUUCCUCGGAUCACCCGCCCACCCUCCUUUAGGUUUCUUCCUUCUUUUCUUGACCUUGCUAUGGACUUCGGUUGGUCACCUUGGUUGUCCAGGGGGCCUGGUAGGAAUUUUUUUCCACUUGGCAGAUUGGCACCAGCCACUUGGUUUUUUCGCCUACCUCAUAGCAAAUCGUCACAACUUUGUCAGGUUUGGCGGUUAGGCAAACGCGUUGUGUGUCAAAGGGGAGGUUGUGGCCAUCACCUACCACUCCCCUUGAAGGGUAUUCUGUUAAAGGAAGCCUGCGGUUGUGGUUCCUGUCCUAUGCCCUGGGGGUGGCUAGGGCCAUGGCUUGACCCCCGGUGAGUCUAGGGGAAAGCUUCCAGUUGAUUUGCAUCAACAAGUUCCCCCUACUGGUUGUUAACCCUUGUGUGACUCCUGGCAGAGCGGGCAGGAGUCAAGUAUAGUCUGUCCGAUCCAAUGCCUAAGCCAAUGCCACUCACAUUCUGUAACCAAUAAAUUUGUGGCCUUCUUAGCCCACUAACCUAAAUACUUGGGUCCAUGUGUAUUAUUUUCUCUCCAAGCGGGGGUGGGGCCUCGACUCACAAAAGAAAAAAAUUCAGUGGUACCUCAGGUUACAUACGCUUCAGGUUACAGACUCCACUAACCCAGAAAUAGUACCUCAGGUUAAGAACUUUGAGAACCUAAAUCACGUGCCAGUGGCACGGUGGCAGUGGGAGGCCCCAUUAGCUAAAGUGGUACCUCAGGUUAAGAACAGUUUCAGGUUAAGAAUGGACCUCCAGAACGAAUUAAGUUCUUAACCCAAGGUACCACUGUACAUGAUAUAUUGUGCCUGGAUAGAGUCUAUUCCUCCUUGCUCCCACGUUGUUGCUGUUUGUGUUAAUGGAAAUUGCUGAUGCUCCCGUAUGGUUUGGAAUCAGACUUACUGCAGUUGUAAAAAAAGAUGGACCACUGUGUCAAUCUGGUUUAGGCCUGCCAGUGGAAGUUCCUGUCUUCUGAGUCUACUUUUGUUACACAGAAUCUUACAAUCAUAAUCACCAUACAGAUUCACCCAUAAAACUGAGGUCUCUAUUCUUUCUUUUCAGAGCCACACUGCGCAAGCUGCGCCCAGAAGAUAUGUUUGAGACCUGGGUAAGUGAAACAAAUUGGGAGCACUGGGAGCUAUAGGGAUGGGGAUAUUUUCGUGAGAAAGUAUCUAGUCUAGCUGCAUUGUCAAGCACGCCCGUAAAGAAGACUCAGAAUGCAAAGUAUAUGGUAAAAUUGUUAUGCUUGCUACAACCAAAUCCAAGGCAUCUGGGAAGGUGAAUUAUGUCAUAAGGAAGAAUCACAGCCCUCGGAUCUCCUGGGCAUGUUAACAGCUGCAAACCGCAGCCAUGCAGCAAAGAACUGGGAAGAAAUUACCCCCCCCCACUUGCUACUUGAAGCUUGGGUAUGUGAACCUGGGACUCGUGUAGCUCUGCUAUCCAGCAUUCACCAGGGGGGCACCCUCAAGGACCAACCCCCCCAGUCAAAGGCAGUAUUCAUGAAAAUAGUGUACACAAAUAUAAGAGAAUUUGUCAUAUGUAUAUAUGGCAAAAUCAUGAGCAAAAUGCAUGCAUUAUAGGGGAGCCCAAACCUUUUUCAAAGAGGGCCAACCAAAGUUGAAAGUGAAAGUUGUUGAGCUUUUUGGAAUAAGCUGCCCCCCGAACGGACUUUGGACGUGCCUGCAUUAGGAGAAAGGCACAUGAAGAUGAAUACAGAUGACUUCAAAAAAUAAUACUAAUUCUAAACUGAUGCAGAGAUAGGGUGAAGCGGAAUCAAGGGGGGUGGAUUUUGAAGCACAGAUAAACCAAAAUGGACAGAUCCAUCCAUUGGUAGUUGAAUGGCAGCCUCUGUUCUCUAACACACUGGGAGAUGCUAGGAAAAUGAAGCCCGGGUUUCUUCCACUGCAUCAGAGAUGAGCCUUUGCCACUUGUUUAAUGAGUUAUCGACUUUGGAAUUGUGUUUGUGCUAAUACAGUUUGAAUUGUCUUGUGGGGCGAGGGGGGGGGUUGGAAGAAAAGAAACACACAAACCACACAUUACAGUGGACUAUUUUUGCUCUCAUUUCAGUAGUAAAUCUGCUCCAAACAUCUCUAAAGCCUCGUUCUUACAAUUCCCCCACCUUCCCCCAGAGAUGUUUUCCACUUAUUCUUUUAGCUCUUCAUUUUAUGGGGGUUCUGUAACUGGUGGGCUCAGAGGGGAAAGAAAUUAGCAUUUAGAUGGAUUUUUUUCCUCUUGCAUUAAUACCAAUUGAAAUUGAAAGCUGGGAUUGGUGGAAGACAAGGAACAUGAGGGUUUUCCAUGGUAUAAUUCCAAUAUGACAUUCAUAGCAGGUGCACAAUAAACAACCUGACUGCCAACUCAGAUGGCCUUUGCCAAUAUAAUUUUCAUUGUGCCCAGAUACCCAAGGCCUUGCUGCCAACCUUGUGGCUUUUAAGAAGAAAACCAUCCCAGAUUAUUUUUUUUAAAAUGCUAACCUUUCUCAAUUCUCUUUUCCUCUUAUUAGAUUUUACAGACACCCCUGCCAGAAUCUUUUUGUUCCUUUCUCCCAUUCCUAUGCCCCAACUGUCCCCUUCAAUUCUCACUUUUGGACAGCACCAGAAAGAACCUUCUGUGAUUGUUUGGUUGCCUUACAAACUUUAUGGGUGAUCACGACCUGUACAAAACCACUUUAAUGGUCCUUAAUGACUUGGAGUCUCUCUACAGUCUUUGAAAUGUUAUACCCAUCAGAAUUUUGUAGAAAGGUGGGAGCACUCUUAACUUCAUAAGCAUUCAUACAUUCACUGACCACAUGAUGGAGUUGUGUGAAAAAGGCUGGUGUUUUCAGUUGGGAGUUUUCGAUUGCUGGGGUUUGGGCCACAGGAGAGAGCUGGUCAGCGGUUGUUCAGGUGCAGUUCAGAUUAGUAACUGUGCUACAUGUCUUAGACAGAAUCUAUGUACUCCCAAGUCUGCUUGAGUCAUUAUAAAUAAGUGGCUUGCCAUAUGUGUUCUGGGACACUUUAUCCCUCUGCAAGAAAAAUAACUUGUGGGGGAAGAGCCUUAUGGACCAUGGAACCUGCCGAUCAAUCACAGGAAUAAUAAUAAUAAUUUAUUACUUAUACCCUGCCCAUCUGGCUGUGCCUCCCCAGCCACUCUGGACAGCUUCCAACAGAAUAUUAAAAACACAAUCAAACAUCAAAAACUUCCCUAAACAGGGCUGCCUUCAGAUGUCUUCUAAAAGUCAGAUAGUUGUUUAUUUCCUUGACAUCUGGUGGGAGGGCGUUCCACAGGGAGGGUGCUACUGCCGAGAAGGCCCUCUGCCUGGUUCCCUGUAACUUGGCUCCUCACAGGGAGGGAACCGCCAGAAGGCCCUCGGAGCUGGACCUCAAUGUCCGGGCAGAACAAUGGGAGUGGAGACACUCCUUCAGGUAUACUGGACUGAGGCUGUUUAGGGCUUUAAAGGUCAGCACCAACACUUUGAAUUGUGCUCGGAAACAUACUGUGAGCCAGUGUAGGUCUUUCAAGACUGGUGUUAUGUGGUCUUGGCAGAUGCUGCCAGUCACCAGUCUAGCUGCUGCAUUCUGGAUUAGUUGUAGUUUCUGGGUCACCUUCAAAGGUAGCCCCACGUAGAGUGCAUUGCAGUAGUCCAAGCAGGAGAUGACCAGAGCAUGCACCACUCUGGUGAGACAGUCUACAGUGAAGACUGGAAUUCAUUGUAAGGUUGUCAUUAUUGACUGCUUUUGGACCCAAACAAGGAUGACAUUCUAUUGGUAGGAGCCAUGAGUAUAAAAUGCGGAAUUAGCAUAUUGAGGCAAGUCAUUUAGAACCCUUUCCAGUGUAUCUCCACCUUGUGUCUGCUCAUUUAUUUUCAGCUCCCCACUGAACUUUGCCUACUUUUUUUUUGUUGAUUCUGUUCAUAUUUAUCUUUCUGUUAAUUUCUAGAAACACUUCUAAUCAUAGAUUUUUCUUGACAUUCUCUGGUUGACCGAUCUUCAGGUCCAUCUCCCCAUGCCUAGCGCACUGUCGUCCCUAACUUUCCGCUCACCAAUCCCAUGUUUCUUGUCCACAGGAGGAUGACCUCGAUGGCAUUCACAUUGUGGCAUUUGCUGAAGAAGAUGACCCAGGUAAGGGAUCUUUCUUUGUCCACCUUUCUGGAGCGCAGAGAUCAAUGGAAAUUACAACAUAUCCCUUCCUACGUGCAAGAACACAAGAGAGCAGAUCAUGGAAUAAAACCAUUUGCUUGGAUAUCUCUAACCCUCCUAUGUCUGUAGGAUUCAUACUUGGUCAGUGAUACUUUUCUACUCACCCUGGGGACAAAGUAAAGGCAGCAAGAAUUUGCUCCCUCAUGUUUUGGCUGUGUUUGAACUGCACAAAUGUGAAGUAAUUUACUGCUGACGUAAAUGCAAGAACAAGCUACUACUGUUUGAAAGAAUUGUUGUAAACACACCUUUCCUUUAUGUGAGAGUGUGUAAAUCUAUCGGAGACUACAGUUCUUGCAUUUCAUGGCUACGAACAGUGCAAAUAUGUUGCUUCAUUUCAAUAUUAUUAUUAUUAGUAUUAGUAUUAUUAUUAUUAGUGUACAGCUUUUCCUGAGUUGCAAAACUACCUCAGGGAUUUGGAGGAAGGGGGCCAGUGAUAUCAGAGGCACCAGCUAAUCUGCACUUUGUACAGCCAACUACUGCUGCUCACAGGAACCCUUUCCCCGCAGCUCAGCUCUUUUGUUUGCAGGGGCUUCCAACAUGGCUUUGUUGCUCCAGUAAUGUUUUGUUUACAUGCCAUCUAAGUCAUGAGGCAGGUUCUUCAUGCAGAGGAGAAGAUGGGCAAAGAAAUGAAGAGAUUACCGGGCUACUCCCCAUGUCCAGAACAGAAAGGACAGUUGAAUGGCAAUGAGAAAAUGCAGAGGGCCAAUAUUUUUUAUUUAUUCUCUUCUGCCACUGGCAGGGUUGCUUGGGACAUCCUGUUCUCACCCUGAUCUGACACCUAUGCAUGAGAGGAACUUAGACCGUAUUUCUUUUCAGAUGGCUUUGAAUUCCUGGAAAUUGUCAAGCAGGUUGCUAAAGACAAUACCGACAACCCUGAAUUGAGCAUUGUGUGGAUUGACCCAGACGACUUUCCUCUGGUGAGUACGAUGGCCUGGCGUUAUUGUCAUUUUGUUGUAAUUUUCCCAGUGCUCCAGAUAGAUUCAUAGGCACCCUCCUAUCCACUUCUACAACGGCAAAUCUCCUAGAGAUGAACUCUGGCACGGAAAGUACCAUUCUGCCAGCUGUACUUGGCUCAAAUUAACCCUUACUUUCUGGAAUGUGUUGGUGGAGACAAAGGAGGAAAGGGGAAGAAAAUAUUGAACGAGAAAUGGAGAACAACAGCCCAAGUCUUACAAAAAUAACACACACAUUUGGAUGGCAACCUUUCUUUACCUCUAGUUUCCCACUUAUCAGGCCCCAUUAUUUAUUUGGGUGAACUUGGAUUUGUGCACCGCUUAAUAAAUCACCAUAUUUAUAUGAAAUGCUUCCCUUUUCUUUUGCUCCUACAGCUCAUUGUGUACUGGGAAAAGACCUUCAAGAUUGACCUCUUCAAGCCACAGAUUGGUGUGGUCAAUGUCACAGAUGUGAGUAUCAGCAAGUUCACGUACCUGGUAGCUUUAGGUUCAAGGAAGAGACAAACUGACAUGGGGCCUAUCCAAAGUCCAAAAACUGGAUUUCUUCGUUUGGCGCACCCAUACUCUUCUCUUCUUCCAGGUAUCCCACUGCAGUAUACUUCUAGGAAGUCCUCUGCCAACUUAAGUCUUGCUUAUUUCAGAGACAGAACUAUAGUUGCAUGCUGAGGAUGAUCAUAUACAUAUUCAGACUCAGGAGUGGUGUCCUACUUAUGGUUGUGGUGGCGCCAACCCUGAUCCAUCAUAGAUAGCUUGGAAGUCAUAGAAUCAUAGAAUCAUAGAAUCAUAGAGUUGGAAGAGACCACAAGGGCCAUCGAGUCCAACCCCCUGCCAAGCAGGAAACACCAUCAGAGCACUCCUGACAUAUGGUUGUCAAGCCUCUGCUUAGUUCAGUAGCAAGUGGGGGGAGGAGGAAAGCCUGCUAAUUCCCAGUUAUGGCAUCUUUCCUUUGAUUCAUGAAGUCAAUAAAGUGGUACAAAAAUUCAGAUACAGUUGUACCUCGGCUCCUGUACGCCUUGGGAGUUGAAUGUUUUGGCUCCCGAACCAUCAGAAACUUGGAGUGUUUCGGUUUUCAAACGUUCUUUUGGAAGCCGAAUGUCCGAUGGGGCUUCUGCGGCUUCUGAUUGGCUGCAUGAAGCUCCUGCAGCCAAUCAGAAGCCGUGCUUUGGAAGUUGAAUGUUUCACAAGUCGAACUUCAGAAUAAGUUAGACAAGAUUCUUGCGUAAUUGAUUCUAAGAGCUAAAUUUGAGCUUUGAAAUCUCUUAAGGACAGAAAUAAAACUGGCUGAAUAUUGUAAAAUAUUCUGUAUUGCAGUCAGCCUCUGCCCCUUAGAGAAGCACUAGCAGUGAGAUUAGCAAACUGCCCAUAGGUGGUUCCCCGGUUCAAGUGGAAGACAUGAGGGAGGCACAGAAAACUCAGUGCUGUCAUGAGUAUGCAUGCAGUCUGAAGAGGAGCAGCCCAGAAAAAGCGUUAUCUGCUUGAUUCUGUCAAUUGCUCUUAAUUUGAAAAGCAAACAUUUAUUUCAGCAAUUUGGCAGAGCACUGUUCUGUCAGGAGUGAGAUAUCUUAUUCAAACUAUUAUAACUGACUAUAGGAACCACCAAACUAAAGAGGGCAGUCUUAUAUUUCUGUUUGCAAAUCGUGUUCUUACACCUGAUAAAUUUUUAAAGGUAAAGGUACCCCUGCCCGUACAGGCCAGUCGUGUCCGACUCUAGGGUUGCGUGCUCAUCUCGCUCUAGAGGCCGUGAGCCGGCACCGUCCGGAGACACUUCCGGGUCACGUGGCCAGCGUGACGAAGCUGCUCUGGCGAGCCAGCACCAGUGCAGCGCACGGAAACGCCGUCUACCUUCCCGCUAUAAAGCGGUACCUAUUUAUCUACUUGCACUUGGGGGUGCUUUCGAACUGCUAGGUGGGCAGGAGCUGGGACCGAACGACGGGAGCUCACCCCGCCACGGGGAUUCGAACCGCCGACCAUACGAUCGGCAAGUCCUAGGCACUGAGGUUUUACCCACAGCGCCACCCAUGUCCCUUGUGAUAAAUUUUUACAAGCAUUUUAUUUUCCCAACCAUCUUCCACACUUCAUACUGGAGGCCGACUGCUCCCAAAUCCAGAUACAAUGAUAAACUGACUCCGUAUGGCACCUACAUUUAUACCUUUUAUCGUUUCCCUCCUUUUUUAUUCCAUGUUUCCCAUACUCCUUUCUGUUACUAAUUUAUUCAUAACAGACCCUUUACGCUAAGGUCCCAGAGCAGGUGACAGCAUUAAAAACAAUAUUAAAACAACUUACAACCCUUCUCUUGGUGAUAGUGGUUUUUAUUGGGAGUCAUUGGGAGCACCUCAUAGAACUGUAGAAUUGGAAGGGACCCACGGCAAUGCUAAAAUCUCAACUAAUGUAGAAUAGAACUUGCCAACUGUCACUUGUUAAAAACAGUUCAUCCUGUUCUGGGAUGCUGAGGGAAUGACUCGGAUUCACUCCUGUUUACAAAGAAAUAAAAAAAUCUGGGAUGUAGUUUGGUUUGAGAAUUAUGGUUAUUAUUAUUAUUUUACUGGAGCCAACUUUGUCUGGCAGGUAAACCUUUCAGGUGUUAAAAAUAAUGAGGUAAAGUGUGGGUUGCUUGAAAUCUUGUCUGUAGAUGGAAUUGAGACAAAGGUGAACUUUUUGUUGUCUGGUUUGUUUGUGGAUUGAGAUUUCAAAAGGGUAGCUCAGGGAUCCAGAUGGUGGGGGGUGCUUGCAGAGAUGAGAAGCAGCAUAUAGGAAGAGCUGAAGAACUCUAGCCUGGUGGGUGCAGGAGGAAAAAGCUAGGGCUGCUAGCAGACAGAAGAGCCUAAGAACUCUCUACUGAAAUAAUCUUACUUAAAAGAAUUUGAGGAAAUGAAAAAGAGUUUUAGAUAGGACUAGGUGGAUGUAUUUAUCCUGUUUUAUUUCCCUUGCCCUUUGGGGAAUGUUUUAUGUGCACAAAAGGUAAAGGACCCCUGACAGUUAAGUCCAGUCGCAAACGACUGUGGGGUUGCAGCGCUCAUCUCGCUUUACUGGCCGAGGGAGCCGGCGUACAGCUUCUGGGUCAUGUGGCCAGAAGGACUAAACUGCUUCUGGCGAACCAGAGCAGUGCACGGAAAUGCCAUUUACCUUCCCGCCGGAGCAGUACCUAUUUAUCUACUUGCACUUUGACGUGCUUUCAAACUGCUAGGUUGGCAGGAGCAGGGACCGAGCAAUAGGAGCUCACCCCGUCGCAGGGAUUCGAACCGCCAACCUUCUGAUCGGCAAGCCCUAGGCUCUGUGGCUUAACCCACAGCACCACCUGAGUCCCAUUUUAUGUGCAUAUAACCAUGCUAAACCGCCCCCCCGCUAAGAAAAAUCUUCUUAUUUUUAAGUAAACUUUUGAAACGCCAAUCUACGAAGGUGUUCUCGAGGUCCAGCAGAGCGUAGAUUGUUUCAUGGAGGCUGUCAGGGGGGUUAAAUGAAGAAUUUCCACCUGGGGACAGUGGGAAAGUCUGGGGAAGGGGAGAGCAAACGAGUGUGGUGAGGUGCUCACAUGGGCAGGGGUGUGGCUGGGGUCCUGUGACAACUACAAAAAGGAAUGCGGUGUGGAGGGAAAUUCAACUUUUAUUUCUAUUCAUUGUAACUUUAUGUAUGUAUUGCCAUGUAUUGUUCCAUGCACAUCUCAGAUGGCUGAUUCUGCAAAUACUCAGCAAAAGUCCAGUGGGGAUGAACUGGGCUUACUUCAGAACAGUUUAAGGGCCAGUGCUUAGAGCAAAAGCAGUGCAAGGGGGAGGAGUCAUAGACUCGUAGAAUUGUAGAGUUGGAAGGGAUCUCAAGGGUUAUCUAGUCCAACCCCCUGCAAUUCAGGAAUCUCAGCGAAAGCAUCUAUGACAGAUAGCCAAAAGGAAAGUUGGACUCUCACUGCUUACCCUUCCCACAACCUCCUUUAAGCACUUUUCUCCCUCAGCUGAGGAGAAAACACCUAAAGGAAUUGGAAGGUGGUACGCCGUGGUCUAAACCACAGAGCCUGCGCUUGCCGAUCAGAAGGUUGGCGGUUCGAAUCCCUGCAAUGAUGGGGUGAGCUCCCGUUGCUCGGUCCCAGCUCCUGCCAACCUAGCAGUUUGAAAGCACAUCAAGUGCAAAUAAAUAAAUAGGUAUUGCUCCAGCGGGAAGGUAAACGGCGUUUCCGUGCGCUGCUCUGGUUCGCCAGAAGCGGCUUAGUCAUGCUGGCCACAUGACCUGGAAACUGUCUGUGGACAAACGCCAGCUGACUUGGCCAGUAAAGUGAGAUGAGCUCCAAAACCCCAGUCAUCCACGACUGGACCUAAUAGUCAAGGGUCCCUUUACCUUUUAACACCUCUCAUUAUACACAUAAUUGGGCAGAUCAGGAUUUAAAUGUUUAGUUUGGCCCAAUCUCCUGCUAUUUUACAUGAAGCAAAUCUUCAUUUUUCUUUCUAUACUGCCUUUUCUUUUAGGCUGAUAGUGUCUGGAUGGAUAUCAGAGAUGAUGAUGACCUCCCAACAGCUGAGGAAUUGGAAGAUUGGAUAGAGGAUGUACUUUCUGGGAAGAUAAACACUGAAGACGAUGAUGUUGAUGAAGACGAUGAAGAUGAAGAUGAUGAUGAUGACGACGAUGACGAUGACUAGGUUAUGGCACUUUGAAAGCAUCCGGACAUUAAAUUUAUAUUCCUCAAGAUGUUAUGCCUCCCAGUGUUCUCCCUUAAAGGGAAGACAUUUGUAUUUAGGACUUCCAAAGUCUGUUUUUAAGGGUCACUGAAGGCUUGCUGCCUUGUUUUCUUUCCUUUGUACCCAUCUCCAACAUAUUUCCUAUUCUAACUUCCAAAAGCUCUUUCCCAAGCAUAAGACAAUAAAAAAGGUGACUGCAUGGCA
Podarcis lilfordi (Lilford's wall lizard) is the source of this 29481-nucleotide messenger RNA. NCBI's taxonomy places the organism in Eukaryota, Metazoa, Chordata, Lepidosauria, Squamata, Lacertidae. The record is from the annotation of a GenBank genome assembly.